AUGUUACGCUGCAUUUUCUCCACAGUCGACCUGGAGCAUAUGAGGACAGUGAAGGCUGACAAACACCAGCGCUUCUGCCAAGAGAACAGCCUCAUCAGUCAGUUCGUAUCAGCCAAGUCUGGAGACUCAGUGAGUCAGUUUACCCAAUAAAUCACAUCAAAAGUGACGCACAUGCACCAAGAAAAUGACAUGUAAAACCUACCACUGAAAUACUCUUGUUUGCUGUGAAGAAGAUGAGACUAAACAAAAUUGAUGCGGUGCAAUAUUUGUUUAUUUGUGCACAUUGAAAGCAUAUUCUAUAUUCCUGCUCAUGUCUCCUCUCUUUCCCUUUCCCGCCCUGCCUUCCCUUCAGGUGUUCCUGGCAUUCCAGAGAGUGGCUGCAGAGAUUCUGGGGGUGAAGCUCAACAAAGCAGAGAUGGAGCAGUCCCAGGUGAGCCUUCAUUAGGCCUUUUCUCUCACGUUUCCCAUAGAGAAUUAUGUAGCAGCCCCUGGAGUCAUGUUGCCAUUUUUUAGACGGUUUCUUAUAACCACACGCAUGUACACGAGGUCAAACAAAGUGUGUCAGGGCACGAGUUCACCGCACACUGUAGAGGAUGCUUGUUACUCCUGUGACGCUGUACCUGUGACUGACACUGUCCAUCUGUAAAUUCAGCCACGUUGAUGACGCUAGAGCCCAAUGGUGCGUGAAACGAGAGGUCAAGAGGUUGGCGGUGUAGGGUAGGAAGGUUUGGCUGCAUCUUCGGAUUUAUUGCGUUUAUCUCCCCCUGAUGUGGGCUGAACAGGUCCUCCGAGCUCGGCCUCUUCGAACCAGCCAGACAAGGUGGCCCCGUCACUGGUGGCAGCAGUGGGAUUACGCAGGGCAUCUCCCCAAGAGGCAUUAAUCCUGGCUGUGAUAUGACUGGCUGGUGCCGCGCUGGCUAGAGAGCGGCUGAUAAGUCUGGGGCUAUGGGGAGGUCAGGACCCCCAGAGAAAUGAGAGGACCAAGGGAGCGAAGGCUAGGAGAUGACUCUCAAAAACACUUCCACCCCUACCCUGCCCCUUCUGCUGUCAACAGACAGAGGCUAAUGAAGGUGUUCAUCUCCGCUCCCCUCCGUCACAUCCCAUGAUAGCUUCCUCAAUAAACCCAAGUGCUUUAAUCCAAGCUAAACAAGCCGGAUGAGUGGUCUGAUCUGUCAGUCAAGAUGCCUGUCACAGAAACGUAAUCUAUGAUGUCCAUGUGUCACUCCAGGGAUGCAAGUUCUCUGAAGAUAUCUUUCUAAAUAAAAUAAGUAGAGUAAAGACUAUCCCACUUCAAUGGUGUAUCUUCAUCUUGGAUAGAGAAUGGGUUAGGUUUGGGGAUAAGACUUUGUGGUUACAGUAGUUGAAGGCCUCAACAUUCACUGGAGAAAGAAAAAAUAAGUAGAAAGAAAUUGAGGAAAAUAGAAAUGUUUUUGAAUUGUCUGUUUUUCUACCUUGUGCAGUGCUAACAAUGGUUGGAAUUAUGUUCUGAGUUGUAGGCAUUUGGGGAUGGAGGUCAGGGGGCAGCUCUAGGGUCUCGUUGGGGGGCCAGAAAAGCCUCAUUAUCAGCUGUCGGGUUUAGAGAGCUGUGCAUGGGGGUCAGAGCCCCUGGCAAGAUCUUAUUGGCUUGGGAGCCCACUCCAUCAUUGUCCCUUGUCUGGAAGAACAGAUACUGGGGCCGCUGAUCACUCAUGGGGUCUGACAAAAGGCAUCGGCAGCUCAUUAAUCAACCAACCAGGGCCUGGGUUCAACCACGAUGUCUGGUCUUUGCUGGCUCCCCAAUCCAGGUCUGAGGUCUAAUUGUAAGUUCAGAACCUGUCCUGUUACUGGUACUCAAUAUCCAGGGCCCGUAUUCAUAAAGUGUCUCAGGAGUGCUGAUCUAGAAUCGGUUUUGCCUUUUAGAUCAUAAUGAAUUAGAUUACAUGGACAGAGAGGGGAACUGAUUCUAGAUCAGCACUCCUAUUCUGAGAUGUUUUAUGAAUAUUAGCCCAGAUGAGCUCAGUUGGAUUUCUGACAGGGUUGGCUGUAAGAUCACUUUCACUCAGAGCUACAUCACCAAGUCAAGAAUAGGUAAAGGUGAUAGCUAUACCUUUCCUCAUUGAAGAUGUAACGAUUGAUUUAAAACUUGGCAUGGUAAAAUGUUAGUAGAAGAGGAGCCGAGGAUGCACACCCAAAUAAAAGUGCAGACUAACGGCUUAAACUUUAAGAAAAUAAAAAAAGUCUCACUCGCUACAAUACUCCCAGAUCUUUAUUGAAUGGAUAAACCAAUAUUUGGCACACACAAUUCAUAUCUGUCUGGGAGUAUUAUAAUAUCUGAGUGUUCUUCAUUUUGUACAUGACGAAAUGUUUCACAAAUGUAUUUUGGUCAUGGACAUUUUCCUACGUAAACCCCGGAGCUUCUCAUUUGUUUAUUCUCCUGUUCAAAUCCAUUUCUCACGUUUCUUUCUCAUUUUUCUCACUGUCACCUCCACGACCCUGUCUUCACCUCUCCCCAUCCUCCAUUCCAACCAACUGUACCUCCCGUCUGCAUCUUUGUUUUCUUUCCUGUCCUCUCUCUCCUUUCCAUCCUCACCUCCUCUACCCACGCGUCUUCCUUUUUAUCCAUUUACCCUGAUUUCCCUCUCCAUGUCUCUCUCUCCUGCCUGGUUUUGUCUCCUUCCAUCUCUCCAUUGGUGUGUGCUGCUCAGAGGAUCGUGAAAGCUGAGCUGGUGGACUACCCUCAGGACGAAGUCCCCAUUAGACAAGAGACCAAUCAGAGCAAAAUCUGUUCGGUUCAGUAG
Coregonus sp. 'balchen' is the source of this 2777-nucleotide messenger RNA. Lineage: Eukaryota; Metazoa; Chordata; Actinopteri; Salmoniformes; Salmonidae. The record is from the annotation of a GenBank genome assembly.